Molecule: messenger RNA, 486 nt
Organism: Yamadazyma jaroonii
Lineage: Eukaryota; Fungi; Ascomycota; Pichiomycetes; Serinales; Debaryomycetaceae
Source: the annotation of a GenBank genome assembly
AUGUCGAUGAAACCAAAGAUUAAAGCGUUUUUUAAAGCUAAUAGACAAUAUGCUGUGUCUGGAGCAUCUAACGAUCCAAGUAAAUUCGGGUUUAAAAUUUCAAAAUGGUAUUUAGAUCAUGAGUUACCUGUAGUUCCAGUUAAUCCUAAAGCUGCGGAGAUUUUAGGUCAAGAAGUGAUCAAUUCCUUACCUUCAGUCAUUGAAUCUUUAGGUAAGAAGGAUAUUGGUCAACAUAAAUUAAAGUCCAUGAAUUCCGUCAGUAUCUCCUUCUUAACACCUCCUAGUAUUACCACCAAGACAUUGAACGAUAUUUCCAAGGUUGAUGGAUUCAAAGACCUUAUUGGAGGUUUAUGGUUCCAACCUGGAAGUUAUGAUGAAACAGUUUUACAAACAGCUGAAGAUUUAGGAUUAUUUGAUAAAGUGAUUUUCCAAGAUGAAUGUAUAUUAGUAAGAGGUGAAGAAGGUUUAUAUAGUAGUAAUUUAUAA